UAGUUAGCUAUUUAUACUAUAGCUGUAGUGCAUGUGUUGUGUGUUGUUAUACUAGUAUUUGUUUUUGUUGUUUACAUUAUAUACAGUAUAUCCCUAUUAGUUGUCAGUUUUAUAACUUAAUGGCAGUCCAUCAGUGGUUAGGGUUGUCGUCCUUGUCGUCAUCGUCUUUGUUGUCGUCGUCAUCACCACUGAUCCAAUCAUUCAUAUCCUGUCUCUUCUAUUUGAUGAUCGUAUUCUGUAUUUUGCAAACAUUUUAUCCGAUAUUUAUGAUCAUAAAUAUGUGGCUGAGGAGGGCUAAUGUCUUUUACCACUACUUUCAUAAGGUGGACGAAAAAAGUUUACGUCACGGCGGCGAACUGGUGGCCAAAGUUUUGCAAUCGCAUGGCGUCGAACAUAUCUUUACCUUAUCCGGCGGACACAUUGCACCCAUACUGACUGCAUCGGAAAAACUUGGUAUUCGUGUAGUGGACACACGACACGAAGUGACUGCAGUGUUUGCCGCCGAUGCUACUGCUCGCCUGUCGGGCAUACCGGGCGUUGCCGUUGUAACCGCUGGUCCAGGGGUUACCAAUACAGUGACGGCCGUGAAAAAUGCACAAAUGGCCGAAUCGCCGAUCAUAGUGUUGGGCGGCGCCGCCGCUUCCUUACUCAAAGGCAGGGGUGCCCUUCAAGACAUCGACCAAAUUUCACUGUUCAAACCGAUCACAAAAAUGGCCAUUACUAUCACCAGCGUCCGUGACAUUGUUCCCAAACUACGCGAAGCAUUCAGAGUUGCCCAGAGCGGUACACCCGGACCCGUAUUUGUCGAACUGCCCGUCGAUGUACUCUAUCCGUAUCAGAUCAUCAAGAAAGAGAUUAUGUCCCGUUCAUCCAACAAACGACUAGUGGGCAAAGUUAUCAAUUGGUAUACGAAAAACUAUUUGCAGAAUCUAUUUGCCGGUGCCUUCGACCAGGACCAGCCAACACACCCGGUUCCCGUUGAUGUACCGUUUCCUAGCAAAUCCCAGAUUGCCAGUGCUCUAGAAUUGUUAUCGAAAGCCAAAAAACCGCUUAUCAUAUUAGCUUCGCAGUCAGUACUGCCGCCAAUCGGUGCUGAAAAGCUUAGGGCUGCCAUUGAAUCUCUGGGAAUACCCGUUUAUUUGGGUGGUAUGGCCCGCGGACUACUGGGAAAGUCGUCGCCAAUCCAAAUGAAACAAUGUCGAGGCGAAGCGCUGCGCGAAGCGGACGUCGUAAUAUUCGGCGGCGGUGUAGCCGACUUUCGUCUAACCUAUGGCCGUACGUUCUCGAAGAAGUCGAAAAUAAUUGCCAUCAAUCGAAAUAAGGAACAAUUGUACAAAAAUUCAAAGAUUUUUUGGAAUCCGGCACUGGCCAUCCAGGCCGAUGCCGCACAGUUUAUGGUCGAAUUGUCCCAACAACUGGCCGGUAGUGGCGGUUUCAAUGUAGACCCCGAUUGGAUCAAUACGCUACGCGAUCGGGAAACUCAGAAAGAGCAGAACGCCCGACAAAUGGCCGAAAACAUUCCCGACGAACACUUGAAUCCGUUAAAAGUUUUGCACGAUUUAGACAAAUCAUUAGAUGAUAAUACUAUUAUUGUUGCCGACGGCGGCGAUUUUGUCGGUUCAGCCGCUUACGUACUCCGUCCCAGAGGACCACUGCGUUGGCUGGACCCCGGAGCGUUCGGUACGCUCGGUGUUGGCGCCGGCUUCGCUAUCGGUGCCAAACUAUGCCGUCCAGACUCGGAUGUUGUGGUCGUUUUUGGUGACGGAUCGCUCGGCUAUUCGCUCAUCGAGUUCGACACAUUUGUCAGACAUAAAUUACCAAUAAUAGCAGUGGUCGGCAACGAUGCCUGUUGGACACAGAUAGCCCGCGAACAGAAGCCAAUGUUGGGCGCCGAUACCGCAUGCAAUCUGGCCUACAGUGACUAUCAUAAAGCAGUUGAGGGUUUGGGCGCCCGAGGAAUGGUAUUAGGAGCCGAUGAUAGAGAUCGCCUACAGGAAGCAUUUGAAGAGGCCAAAACGGCUAGCCGUAGUGGACAACCAUUUCUACUCAACGUAUUGAUCGGUAAAUCUAAGUUCCGAGAUGGAAGCAUUUCGGUCUAAUAAAAAUCAGUUUCGGUUUAAUUUCGGUUUAAAAAAUAAUCAAAUUAUACUGUAUUUAAGUUAAAAAGGGAUUUUAUAUUUUUAUAUAUUUAAUAUACUUUAUUUAAAUGGUAUUUUUUGAAGUGCAAUUGUUUUUUUGAAAUAUUUAAUUUUGAUGCA
Molecule: messenger RNA, 2258 nt
Organism: Oppia nitens
Lineage: Eukaryota; Metazoa; Arthropoda; Arachnida; Sarcoptiformes; Oppiidae
Gene: Hacl
Product: 2-hydroxyacyl-CoA lyase 2-like
Exons: 6
Coding region: 120-2099 (659 amino acids)
Biological process (GO): L-valine biosynthetic process
Cellular component (GO): acetolactate synthase complex
Molecular function (GO): acetolactate synthase activity; thiamine pyrophosphate binding; flavin adenine dinucleotide binding
Source: RefSeq, a predicted model, not a curated record